UUUUUUUUGCAUGUAUUUUUUACAGUAUACACUGUCCAUAAACUUUCAAAGGACUUUUUGGAAUAUGUAUAUGUUCAUUCAGAUCUUGCCAACUUGAUUGGCAUAUUUAGUGGCUCUUGUCUAGUUAGUUGGCAUAAAUGAUGGUACAGUGUAGUGGUCGUUUUGGACUUUCACCUAGAACUAGUAUCAGCAGUAGACUUUACUUUCAAUAGGCUAAUAUAAUUGAGACUGUGCAUUGAACUAUUAUUUUUAAGUACCAUUUCCUACCAUAUUUUGCCACUAUGUACCAAGCCUGUGCUGGCUAUAUAAAGUUUUAUUACAAGCUGCGGUGUGCAUUGUGGUUGUCUUUGUUUUACGGAUGAGGGAAUUCAGACUGAGCAAAGCCACGGUCUCAAGGUCACAUAACAGAAUCCCGUUUCGGGCUCCUAAACCAAUUCUCCUUUUUCUUACAUUAUGUUCUAAAGGCUCACCAGGCAGCUCACGGAUUAUGUGUUUAACUUUUUGCUACCUAAUGUGCAGAGGAUCUUGUCUAAAUUCUGGAACUACCUUGGACUCUCUGCAGUGGAUAAAAACACAGAUUGUUGUUUCUCAGGUUGCUUAUGAAGCAUAUAAUCGGAUCUGGGUAAUUCAGAAUGAGAGCAUCUUAUGACAGGGCUGUCUGAAGCAGUAGAGAAUUCAGGUACUCUCCUGAAGGGCCUGUUCCACAUUCUGGCGUCAGAGUCCCUGCUGCUAUUUCAGGUAUAGUGGAAACAUAUUAUUUUAUUUGAAAGAAAUGAGUGUAACUAGCAUUGCGCUGAGAGUUGAAACCUGGCUUUUAGCUACCUGGCAUGUUAAAGUACCCCUAAUGUGGCUGGAAGCUUGUGUUAGUUGGAUCCAAGAAGAAAAUAAUAAUGUUAAUUUGAGUCAGGCCCAAAUAAAUAAGCAAGUGUUUGAACAAUGGCUGCUUACUGAUCUGAGAGAUUUGGAGCAUCCUCUUUUACCUACUAGUAUUUUAGAAGUCCCAAAAGGAGAACUGAAUGGAUUUUAUGCUCUACAGAUCAAUUCUUUGGUUGAUGUAAGCCAACCUGCAUAUUCCCAGAUACAAAAGCUGAGAGGAAAGAAUACAACAAAUGAUCAAGUUACUGCUGAGACGCAAGUAACCCAAAAGCCUUGGGAAGCGAAACCAUCACGAAUGUUGAUGCUCCAGCUAACUGAUGGAAUUACACAAAUCCAGGGGAUGGAAUAUCAGUCUAUUCCAGCUCUUCAUAGUAAUCUUUCUCCAGGUACAAAAAUUUUGAUUUAUGGAAGCAUUUCUUUCCGUCUUGGUGUCCUCUUAUUGAAAGCAGAAAAUGUGAAGGUGUUAGGCGGUGAAGUCGAUGCUCUGUUGGAAGAAUAUGCCCAAGAAGCUGUCCUUGCAAGACUGAUUGGGGAACCUGAUCCUGCAGUUUCAGUCCUACCGAGUAAUUCUAACCAGAACAUCCCCAGGAUUACAGAUGUUCCGGAUCCUGCCUUAGCACCUUCUGAUGAGGAGCUCUUGGCAAGUCUUGAUGAGAAUGAGGAGCUUGCAGAAAAUAAUGACACCUUGGAAAGAGGUUUCAACAUUGGUGGUUCUUCAGAUAUGAUUCCUGCAAGACACUCAAGUUUUGAAUCAAAAUCAAAAGAGAAACCACCAAAUCAGUCUAUGUAUUUCACUGAUGAGGAAUUAGAUGACUUUUCACUGGAAGAAGCCUUGCUUUUAGAAGAAACUGUGCAGAGAGAACAGAUGGAAACUGAAGAGUUGCAGCCAUUGGUGUUAAGCAGAAACACAGAUACAAGUAUACAGAGGGUUUUGCAUAAACCUAAUGCUACUAAUGAUUUUUCUUUGAUUUGCAAAGAUGGAAGCAAUAACUGGAGUGAAAAAAAUCUGCCUGGACAAAUGGCUAAUGAAGACAAAUCUUUUGGUUGUUCACCUGCUGGAGAUCAAAAUAGUAAUGUUUUUUCUGGACAUCGUAAUGUGCCCAUAGCUCAUGAUUUUACAGAUAAAUAUAAGAAUUCAGAGAGAGAUGAUAAAAUAAAACAAAUCAUCAGCAGUUCAGAUGGAUGUUCUUUAACAAAUAAAACAUUAAACAGGGAGCCAGUUGUCUCUAUGCCAAAAAGGAGUCCACACAUUUCUAAUGAAAAUGGUCAUCAUGGGCAGACUGUUUCUUUAAGAUCGUCAGAGAAUAACACGGAUUUUCCUCUUGCCUUGGAUUUGUAUACUCCACCCUUCAUCUAUUUGUCUGUUUUAAUGGCCAGCAAACCAAACGAAGUUACAACGGUGAAAGUCAAAGCAUUUAUUGUAACUUUAACUGGAAAUCUCUCCAGUUCUGGUGGCAUUUGGAGUAUAACUGCAAAGGUUUCUGAUGGGACUGCAUAUCUAGAUGUAGACUUUGUAGAUGAAAUACUUACUAGCCUGAUAGGGUUUUCAGUAGCAGAAAUGAAACGGUUAAAGAAGGAUCCUCUUCAGUACCGUAAGUUCCUGGAAGGUUUGCAGAAAUGCCAGAGAGAUCUAAUAGAUUUGUGCUGUCUCAUGACUAUUUCAUACAACCCUUCGUCAUCCAAAGCAAUGAUACUGGCAUUAGAAGAUGUUAAUAUGGAACACCUUGAGACCCUAAAGAAGCGAUUGGAUAAAUAACUUACUAAUAUAGUAUUAGGGAUCAAUUCAAAAUAACACGGAUAGUGCUCACUUCAACAGCACAUGCGCUAAAAUUGGAAUGAUACAGAUGACAAGGAUACAUUUAGAAUUUAUUCACAAUUUUUUGAAGCCUUCUGUUUGUAAAGAGAAAUAGCUAUUUAAUUUUAAAAUGUUAAAUUAUGUUGUAUUUUUUUAAAAUAAACUUUUAUACUAAUUGUCAAAUGCUGGAAUUUAGUGACAUAGUUUUAGCAAUUUUUCAAUCUCCUUUCAUGUAAGUUGAUGGUUGAUUUGAUUAUUAUUCACUGAUGAGUCAUGGUGAAAUUAUUUAUAAAUAAGAUGUUUUACUUCUGUGCU
Messenger RNA from Ochotona curzoniae (black-lipped pika), 2986 nucleotides. RefSeq names its product RecQ mediated genome instability 1 (gene RMI1). Gene Ontology annotation, cellular component: nuclear body; RecQ family helicase-topoisomerase III complex. Lineage: Eukaryota; Metazoa; Chordata; Mammalia; Lagomorpha; Ochotonidae. Gene Ontology annotation, biological process: resolution of meiotic recombination intermediates; double-strand break repair via homologous recombination. The transcript has 4 exons. The coding region runs from base 773 to 2632 and encodes 619 amino acids. The record is from RefSeq and is a predicted model, not a curated record. Gene Ontology annotation, molecular function: nucleotide binding.